This is a messenger RNA of Homo sapiens (human), 3708 nucleotides long. It is a transcript of the gene SLC9A5, whose product is annotated as solute carrier family 9 member A5. Bases 37 to 2727 code for a protein of 896 amino acids. NCBI's taxonomy places the organism in Eukaryota, Metazoa, Chordata, Mammalia, Primates, Hominidae. Gene Ontology annotation, molecular function: antiporter activity; sodium:proton antiporter activity. Gene Ontology annotation, biological process: sodium ion transmembrane transport; proton transmembrane transport; monoatomic cation transport. The record is from RefSeq and is marked validated. The transcript is spliced from 16 exons. Gene Ontology annotation, cellular component: membrane; dendritic spine membrane; plasma membrane.
GUGCGGUGCCGGGAGGGCGGCUGGGCAGGCGGCAGGAUGCUGCGCGCCGCCCUGUCCCUGCUCGCGCUGCCCCUGGCGGGGGCGGCCGAAGAGCCCACCCAGAAGCCAGAGUCCCCGGGCGAGCCUCCCCCAGGCUUAGAGCUCUUCCGCUGGCAGUGGCACGAGGUGGAGGCGCCCUACCUGGUGGCCCUGUGGAUCCUGGUGGCCAGUCUGGCCAAAAUCGUGUUUCACCUGUCUCGGAAAGUAACAUCUCUGGUCCCUGAGAGCUGCCUGCUGAUUUUGCUGGGCCUGGUGCUAGGGGGAAUUGUUUUGGCUGUGGCCAAGAAAGCUGAGUACCAGCUGGAGCCAGGCACCUUCUUCCUCUUCCUGCUGCCUCCUAUUGUGUUGGACUCAGGCUAUUUCAUGCCUAGCAGGCUGUUCUUUGACAACUUGGGUGCCAUCCUCACCUAUGCCGUGGUAGGCACACUCUGGAAUGCCUUCACAACAGGCGCUGCCCUCUGGGGCUUGCAGCAGGCUGGACUUGUAGCCCCUAGGGUGCAGGCUGGCUUACUGGACUUCCUGCUGUUUGGGAGCCUCAUCUCGGCGGUGGACCCCGUGGCCGUGCUAGCUGUCUUUGAGGAGGUGCACGUCAAUGAGACUCUCUUUAUCAUCGUCUUUGGCGAGUCCCUGCUCAACGAUGCUGUCACCGUGGUGCUGUACAAGGUCUGCAACUCCUUUGUGGAGAUGGGCUCUGCCAAUGUGCAGGCCACUGACUACCUGAAGGGAGUCGCCUCCCUGUUUGUGGUCAGUCUGGGCGGGGCAGCCGUGGGCUUAGUCUUUGCCUUCCUCCUGGCCCUGACCACACGCUUCACCAAGCGGGUCCGCAUCAUCGAGCCGCUGCUGGUCUUCCUCCUCGCCUACGCAGCCUACCUCACUGCUGAAAUGGCCUCGCUCUCCGCCAUUCUUGCGGUGACCAUGUGUGGCCUGGGCUGUAAGAAGUACGUGGAGGCCAACAUCUCCCAUAAGUCACGCACAACUGUCAAAUAUACAAUGAAGACUCUAGCCAGCUGUGCUGAGACCGUGAUCUUCAUGCUGCUUGGCAUCUCAGCCGUGGACUCUUCUAAGUGGGCCUGGGAUUCUGGGCUGGUGCUGGGCACCCUCAUCUUCAUCCUGUUCUUCCGAGCCCUCGGCGUAGUCCUGCAGACCUGGGUGCUGAAUCAGUUCCGGCUAGUCCCUCUGGACAAGAUUGACCAAGUGGUGAUGUCCUAUGGGGGCCUGCGGGGGGCUGUGGCCUUUGCUCUCGUCAUCCUACUGGAUAGGACCAAGGUCCCUGCCAAGGACUACUUUGUAGCCACCACUAUUGUAGUGGUCUUCUUCACAGUCAUCGUGCAGGGCUUGACCAUCAAGCCACUGGUCAAAUGGCUGAAGGUGAAGAGGAGUGAGCAUCACAAACCCACCCUGAACCAGGAGCUGCAUGAACACACUUUUGACCACAUUCUGGCUGCAGUGGAGGACGUUGUGGGGCACCAUGGCUACCACUACUGGAGGGACAGGUGGGAGCAGUUUGACAAGAAAUACCUGAGUCAGCUGCUGAUGCGACGAUCAGCCUACCGCAUCCGGGACCAGAUCUGGGAUGUGUACUACAGGCUUAACAUCCGGGAUGCCAUCAGCUUUGUGGACCAGGGAGGCCACGUCUUGUCUUCCACAGGUCUCACUCUGCCUUCUAUGCCCAGCCGCAAUUCUGUGGCAGAAACUUCUGUCACCAACCUGCUGAGGGAGAGUGGCAGUGGAGCGUGUCUGGAUCUGCAGGUGAUUGACACAGUACGCAGCGGCCGGGAUCGUGAGGAUGCUGUGAUGCAUCAUCUGCUCUGCGGAGGCCUCUACAAGCCGCGCCGUAGGUACAAAGCCAGCUGCAGUCGCCACUUCAUCUCAGAGGAUGCGCAGGAGCGGCAGGACAAGGAGGUCUUCCAGCAGAACAUGAAGCGGCGGCUGGAGUCCUUUAAGUCCACCAAGCACAACAUCUGCUUCACCAAGAGCAAGCCACGACCCCGCAAGACUGGCCGCAGGAAGAAGGAUGGUGUGGCGAAUGCUGAGGCUACAAAUGGGAAACAUCGAGGCCUGGGCUUUCAGGACACAGCUGCUGUGAUAUUAACCGUGGAGUCUGAGGAGGAGGAGGAGGAGAGCGACAGUUCAGAGACAGAGAAGGAGGACGAUGAGGGGAUCAUCUUUGUGGCUCGUGCCACCAGUGAGGUUCUCCAAGAGGGCAAGGUCUCAGGAAGCCUUGAGGUGUGCCCAAGCCCACGAAUCAUUCCCCCCUCCCCAACCUGUGCAGAAAAGGAGCUCCCCUGGAAGAGUGGGCAGGGGGACCUGGCAGUGUACGUGUCCUCGGAAACCACCAAGAUUGUGCCUGUGGACAUGCAGACGGGUUGGAACCAGAGCAUCUCAUCCCUGGAGAGCCUAGCGUCCCCUCCCUGUAACCAGGCCCCAAUUCUGACCUGCCUGCCUCCCCAUCCACGGGGCACUGAAGAGCCCCAGGUCCCUCUCCACCUACCUUCUGAUCCACGCUCUAGCUUCGCCUUCCCACCGAGCCUGGCCAAGGCUGGCCGCUCUCGCAGUGAGAGCAGCGCUGACCUCCCCCAGCAGCAGGAGCUGCAGCCCCUCAUGGGCCACAAGGACCACACCCAUCUCAGCCCAGGCACCGCUACCUCCCACUGGUGCAUCCAGUUCAACAGAGGCAGCCGGCUGUAGCUCAAGGCCUCGGGGAGGAGCAGGAGGUGGAAUCCCUGUGGGAAGUGCUCCCUGGGUGAUGGGUAGAGCCCUCGAAACUUGACAUGGGGCCAGAAGGGCCUGGGUUGAAGUAGUAAUUGGGCUUCCUUGGAGCUAGUCAGAGGGGUCACCUAAGCUGGUCCUCACAGGGGCCUUUCUCACCACCUCCCUGCUCCUAACCCCUGCCACUUUCUGUUUCAUUAAGGCCUCUACUCUGGCUCAGGACCCAGUCCAGGCCUUCUACGGGCUAGGCCCAGAGACUUGGGUUGCUGGUCCCCCUUCCCUAGUGGGUUUUCCCGGGGACUCUAUAGGCAGCUGCUCCUGCCCGCAAAGCAAGAGCAUCAUUCCUAUUCUUCAGUGGAUGCCAGCCUUCCCUGCCCCAACUCCCUCCCCAGCACUGGGUCAGUGGUGUCCUGGCAGUGAGGCUCCGUGAGGGGCUGGCCCUUAGAGGAACUGGGGUGGGAGGUGGGGCAGGCCUCACCCUUGGGCUUUGCUGCCCUGUUGGGUCAGCUACCCAUAGUCCAUUUUUUUAGGGCAGUGGGAACCUCUGCCUCCACUUCCUGCUUUAGCCCCUUCCCUUUGCUGCCAGGUAUUGGGGUAAUAUUUCCUCCUUUUCCAAGACCAAGGCCAAGAGGCUGGGCCAGGCUUCAGUUCAGGCCUGUUGCUUAACUGGGGUCACCCUGGGAUCUGCUGCUCUGGGUCUAAGUCUAGACCUUUCUGAUCCUUGGGUCUGGGUUUUUUGAGGAGGGGACAUAGUGGCCUCUGGGCUGCCAUGUCACCACCUGAACAUUCCCCAAACAGAGAAGGAACCCAGCAUCUCAGGGCCACUGCUCCAUUGCUCUGGGGGCUGGGAUGCCUGGCUAAGCAGGGGCUGACAGGGUGGCAGGUGACUUUCUAGGGAUCAGCACCUGCCCUGUGUUUUGUACCUUGAACCUAAGAUAUAUUAAACAUCUCUCAGAUGGA